Messenger RNA from Phaeoacremonium minimum UCRPA7, 1305 nucleotides. RefSeq names its product putative duf1479 domain protein. The transcript is spliced from 3 exons. NCBI's taxonomy places the organism in Eukaryota, Fungi, Ascomycota, Sordariomycetes, Togniniales, Togniniaceae. The record is from RefSeq and is a predicted model, not a curated record. Bases 1 to 1305 code for a protein of 434 amino acids.
AUGCCUAGCUCAAACGGAGAAUGGCCAGACUGGCCCGAGCUGACACCCGAGACUGGUGAGCUGGACCCCGAGAAUGUCAAGAUCAAGAAAGAUAUAGCAGCUACAUAUGGUGAAGCCGCUCUACGAAAGAGCUGGAUUGCAGUCUGCGACAAACUUAAGGACUUGACCAAUGACAUCACUACCAAAGGAACCAGUGUCAUUCCCGAGCUGGCAUAUGACGAUGUUUUCAAGCUUAGUGACAUAGAGAAGCAGCGUCUGCGAGAUGUAGGCUGUUUUGUUGUCCGUGGCCUCGUGCCCGAAGAGACUGCAAAUGGUUGGUUUGAGGACCUCAACAACUACGUUAAAGAGAACAAGGGGGCGAUUGGAGGUUGGCCAGCCGAAACGCCCUACAUUCUCCGUUUAUACUGGUCUAAGACGCAGAUGGAGGCGCGUACCCAUCCGCGAGCGAUGGCCCUGCACCGCGCUCUCAACACCUUGUGGCAUGACGACGAUGAUGCUGACAAGGCUUUCGCGGAGCCUCUGGUAUACGCCGAUGCGGCACGGAUUCGUCCUCCAGGCGAGCCUUUUCGAGGCUUAGGGCCACAUAUCGACGCAGGCAGCCUAAGUCGUUGGGCCGACAGCGACUACCGCAAGGUCUAUGAAAAAGUCUGGACGGGAAGCCCUGACGAGUACGAUCCGUACGAUCUCACAGAUCGCAAACGGGCCAACCCAGCCCAUUUUGCGGGCAAUGCUCACUCACAUGUACUCCGCCUGUGGCAGGGCUGGACGGCUCUCACUUCGGCUGGUGCUUAUGAGGGCAGUCUGAUGCUGUACCCUGAGAUCAAAACCACUAUUGCUUACGUUCUCCUGCGCCCAUUCUUCAAGCCACCAGCGAACAAGGAGGACAUCCUCGAUGCGGAGAAGUGGACUUUCGAUAUCGAGGACCCUUGGUUCCCGGGCGUAUGGAGGAACACAUCACAGGAACUCAGCCCAGAAGCCUUCCCGCAUUUGCAGCUUAAGGACUGUCUGGUGCAUAUUCCCAAGAUGGGCCCAGGUGAUACUGUGUGGUGGCACUGUGAUAUGUGUCACGCCGUAGAGAUUGAACACAGAGGAAAUGGAAUCUCGAGCGUCGCCUAUGUAGCAGCUACACCGACAACAGACAUCAACUUGGCCUACGUUCGACGUCAGCUCAACGCGUUUCUUAAUGGAACACCCCCUGAAGAUUUCCCUGGCGGAUGUAACGAAAGCGCACUCAAAGGUUAUCCUGGUAAUAAGAUUGUCCUCAAUGGCGAUGCAGGCAGGAAGGCAGUUGGUUUCGCAAUUUAG